AUGGCAUCCGUCCACCUGGAUGCGGCGACCCCGGAGGAGGCCUGCGGCGUCGUCGUCGACCUGUUUCGGCACCUCCUCUCCACCCUCGGGGCGCUCCUCGCGACCACGGCGGGGCAGCUGGCCACGCAGGAUGCCGCGUCGUCGAGGUCCCUCCCGGCCAUCGGGAAGUCGCUGCAGCGGCUGUGGUUCGAGACGCCGUGCGGGGUCGGCCGCGACACCAAAGAGGAGGCCGUUUGGCUCUGCCGCCUGAUGGCCGUGCUGGAGGGCUCGCGCGCGGGCAUCCUGUCCUUCUACGGCGCCGGGCUCCUGGUCUGCGACUGCCUCGGGGCCUUUGCCGCUGCCGCCGUGGGCGAGCCCGGGAAGCCAGACGGCGCGGGGCUGGACGAGGCCUGGCUCGCCGGCGUUUGGCAGGCGCAGGAGCGGUCCGCCCCCGCCGACCGCCCGCAGCCGCCGCCGCCGCGCCGCCGGGUGAGGUCUCGCGGGGUCUCGCGGUCCUCUCGGGCUUCUCCGGUUUGA
Messenger RNA from Prorocentrum cordatum, 516 nucleotides. The record is from the annotation of a GenBank genome assembly. NCBI's taxonomy places the organism in Eukaryota, Dinophyceae, Prorocentrales, Prorocentraceae.